AUGCUGAAGUAUUUCUUAUACGCCAUCAUUGCUUUGGAUCUUUGGGAGUCCCAUGCUCAGGGACAGCACUUUUCGCAACUCCAAAGUCCAGUGGCCCUUCCGCAACCAACGCUAAUUGAUCAGAUUGCUGCACACCAGCAGCAAUGGUUCACAUACACUUCCAUAAAAGAAGCUGAAACUCAGAAGAAAAUCGACAAGUUGGAGAAUCUGAUAGAACACCAAUUGCGGGCGGUACAAAUCAAGAUGGGUAUCGCGCUGCAGGCGCUACGAAAUCUUAUGGAGCACACGUCGGAAGAAUAUCAGGAGAAAAGUAAGGCUUUCCAGAGGAUCGACAAGUCACGCUUCGAACAGAUUGGAUCUCGAUUAUUUUACAUUGAGAGAAAAACCCCACUAAAUUGGUUUGAUGCAUACGACAAAUGUCGUCAAAUGGGCGGUCAUCUGGCGACUUUUUAUAAUGCCAGUGAGUUCAGUGGGGUCGUUACAAGAUUUGGAGCUAGCAAGUUCUGGAUUGAUAUCUACAACAUGGCAAGUUACCACGAGUUCGUAUCGUCGCUAACCGGCAGGGUGGCGCCAUAUUCUAAUUUCAAAACUGAUUCACAAUAUCAUGACAUUAAGUAG
This is a messenger RNA of Drosophila subpulchrella, 618 nucleotides long. It is a transcript of the gene lectin-30A, whose product is annotated as accessory gland protein Acp29AB. The record is from RefSeq and is a predicted model, not a curated record. NCBI's taxonomy places the organism in Eukaryota, Metazoa, Arthropoda, Insecta, Diptera, Drosophilidae. The transcript is spliced from 2 exons. The coding region runs from base 1 to 618 and encodes 205 amino acids.